Aspergillus mulundensis is the source of this 1554-nucleotide messenger RNA. RefSeq names its product amino acid permease. Gene Ontology annotation, molecular function: transmembrane transporter activity. Gene Ontology annotation, biological process: transmembrane transport. Gene Ontology annotation, cellular component: membrane. Bases 1 to 1554 code for a protein of 517 amino acids. The record is from RefSeq and is a predicted model, not a curated record. The transcript is spliced from 8 exons. Lineage: Eukaryota; Fungi; Ascomycota; Eurotiomycetes; Eurotiales; Aspergillaceae.
AUGCCGACCCUUCACGACGACGAUGAGCUUCUCCUGGCUCGCAUCGGCUACAAACAGGAGCUCCGUCGGGAAUUUUCAAAAUGGUCGACCAUCUCCUAUGCCGUCUCCAUCCUAGGAGUGCUGGGCUCCGUACCAGCGACAUUCGGUGCUCCUUUGGCCGCCGGUGGGCCUGCAACCGCAGUUUGGUGCUGGUUCUUAGGCUCCAUCAUGGCCUUUUGCAUAGGCAGUUCCGUGUCGGAGCUAGUCUCAGCAUACCCCACAGCAGGCGGGAUGUACUUUGUCACUAAAUACGUUGUUCCUGAGGACCAGGUGCCGAUAUUCUCUUGGAUCCAAGGCUGGUGCAACCUACUCGGACAAACGGCCGGGGUUUCUAGUGUGGCUUAUACCGUGAGUCAAAUGCUACUUGCUGCUGCAAGUAUGGACUCACGGCUGGUUGAUGGGGGAUACUCGUAUACGCCAACUGCGUGGGAUACAGUACGCUUGUCCAUUGCACUCCUGAUAUUUCUUGGUGUCAUCUGCUCGAUGACCACAAAGUCACUGCAUCGCAUCUUUGUCUGGUUUGCGCCGAUCAAUAUCGCGGCAACCUUCACAAUCUGUUUCGUCCUCCUAUACAACACCCCUAACAAACAACCUGCUAGCUGGGUCUUCACUCACGUCACCGACGGAUCAGGCUGGGGCUCCAAGCUCUUCUCCUUUCUCCUCGGAUUCAUCUCUGUUGCGUGGACCAUGACCGACUACGACGGAACUACCCACAUGUCCGAAGAAACCCAUGACGCCGCCACCCUAGGGCCCGUAGCCAUCCAAUGCGCCGUUGUAGUGUCUGGCGCCAUGGGCUGGCUCCUGACGAUAUCCCUAUGCUUUUGCCUUACCGACUACGAAGGCAUCCUUAACACCCCCACCGGUCUUCCAGCAGCGCAAAUCUUCCUCAAUGCAGGCGGGAAAGCCGGCGGCAUGGCCAUGUGGGGGCUCGCUGUGCUUGUCCAACUAUUCACAGGGUGCUCCGCCAUGCUCGCAGACACCCGGAUGGCCUACGCGUUUGCCCGCGAUGAGGCCCUCCCCUUCUCCUCCACUCUCUCGAAAAUAAACACCUACACCCAAACUCCUGUCAACGCCGUCUGGUUCGUCGUGGUCUUCGCCAUAGCACUGAACUGCAUCGCAAUCGGAUCCACCCAAACAGCCACAGCCAUCUUCUCCAUCACCGCGCCAGCCCUCGACCUCUCCUACGUCUCCGUGAUCCUCGCGCACCAGAUCUACAAGCACCAAGUAUCCUUCGUUGAAGGCCCUUUUACGCUGGGAAGAUGGGGGAGCUGGAUCAACUGGGUUUCGAUCAUCUGGGUGUUGUUUAUAAGCACUGUUCUGUUCUUCCCGCCGCAUGUUCCGGUUACGGUGGAGAAUAUGAACUACGCGGUUUUUGUUGGGCUCUUCAUUGCGGCGUUUGCGCUGGUUUGGUGGUGGGUCGAUGCGAGGGGGAAAUACACCGGGCCCCGGACAAACGAGUACCUGCAGGAGAUUCCGACGGAGGACUAUGCGGAGAACUACGGGACCAUGGAAUGA